Syzygium oleosum is the source of this 670-nucleotide messenger RNA. RefSeq lists its product as uncharacterized. The coding region runs from base 85 to 603 and encodes 172 amino acids. The transcript is spliced from 4 exons. The record is from RefSeq and is a predicted model, not a curated record. NCBI's taxonomy places the organism in Eukaryota, Viridiplantae, Streptophyta, Magnoliopsida, Myrtales, Myrtaceae.
GAAAACAACAAGCCAUCCCAUUGUUCUUUUCUAAUAUAUACCAAUGUCCACAAAUCCUCGCCAUGUCCAAGGUAUUCUGCAAUAAUGGGGAUGUUCAUGAGCUUCUUGGGGAAAGGAGGGCCGACGCCGUCGACGCAGAUGGUUGGAUUUCUGAUGGGAACGCUUUAUAAGCAAUUCGUAGAUAAGGAUAUCACAAACUUUGAGGAAUUCCACAUUGCUGUUCUCGACAUUUUUAACACUUUCAAUUCGGCAUUGCCUGGCAAGCAUUUGGACGUUCCGUCGCUAAUCAAAGUAGAGGAAUGCUUUAAAGAGUGGAAAGAAGCAACCAAGGAGACAAAGAGAAAGAAGGUCUUUGUAAAUUUCAUGACAAAGAACGUCAAUCUCAAUAAGCUCGAUGACUACACAGUCCUCAGCGGAGUACUAACGCCACCUGUGGCUAUGGCGGCCAAGAGGGCCGGAGAGAAUGUGCCACAGCUGAAGGUUAUAAAGGCCAUCCCCGAUGUUGUUUUCGUGCCAUCGGCCACUGUUUUAGCCCUCAUCUCCGUUAAGCUGUCUCGAAGAAUUUUACUCAAGAAUAUAGCCUCCCCAGAGUCGCAAAAUUAAGGACUUCGAAUGCAUGUGUGACUAAAUAAACAAGACAAGUUAUUGAUUGGAAUUUUUUCUCAUGUCA